AUGAUAUAUAUAGUAAUGACAAAAACAGCACACAUAUCCUUUUGACAAAUGCCUUGCAUUGAAGCUAAGAACUGAUUCAUGAUUCAAUUUGCCAGCUGUGUGAAAUUUUAUUCAAAAAUUAUAGCUUAUUUUCAUGCUGUUGUAACUGUCCACUAUUUACACUUUCAGCAUUAUUGUUGGAUUUGGUAGGUAGAAUAAGUGUAACAAAAGCCUCUUACUGUAUGUUGUGUGUUGUACUAGUAUGUUAAUACUUAUUACCUUUUGAAAUAAAUCUGUCCAUAGUCCAGACAAAAAUGCAUACACAACGAAAAAAUAAAUGAUAGCUAGUGAGUACUUUCCACUUUACAUGCCAUUAAUAAAUGCAUACACUUCUAGUACUUCAGUUUAUAACUGAUUGCACUAUAAACAAGAGAAAAGUUGUAAAGUCAGACAACAGGCGUUUCACUUGUGUGUAUAGUUAAUCAUUACAAUACAGUAUAAAGGUCCAUGAUGAACCUUAUGAGAUGCUCAGUACAGUACAUAAUCAUAAGAGGAAAUGUAUUUUUAAAAAACCUAUGGCAUGGUAAUAUAGGCAGAUAAGACUGAUAUGAAGAGUCAGUUGAAGUGUAGAUUUCCUUUAUGGUUGAUAAGAGUAGCAGUCUGAAUGUUUGUCUUGGCCAGUGAGACUUUAUUAGCAGCAUCCUGCCUGAAAUUAUUGAUAGAGGACAAUGGUACUGUCUGAUGAUAUUUGCUUUCCUUCUGAUAAUGUACAGGUUAGAUAGCUUGUAUUGGGUGGUGCCAGAUAUUUUACUUCUGGUUUAGAGGUAACAUUGCCAAAAUAAUGAGUGUGAAUGUUUUUAAAGCCCAUGGUACAAAUCCAUAUCUUGGGUUGAAACACUCAGAUAUUAUUAUUCCAAACAAAUCCAAAAAAUGGAUAAACUAGAACUAGAAAUCAAAGACCAAAGAUGGAAAUAUUACAGUGCCUUGCAUAAGUAUUUAGCACCUUUAACUUUUUCCACAUGGAAUUGAAAUGGACAUAAUUGGGAUUUUUGCCAUUUCAUUUAGACAAUAUGUGUAACAAGGACUCAAGAAAUUUCCCCUUCCCUGUCAGCAGAUGCUGUACUCCUGACUUCUAGCGUGAUCUCUGACACUCACGCUCACUAUUAGGUCACUUCCUGGCUCUUUGAUCAUGGACUUACUGAUUCCUAGUGUUUUGUUUAAGUUCUGAGCUGUGCUUUAUCUUCUGUAUGGUUCAUGACCCUGACUAUCAUGGUAUUCUGUCUCUUGGAUGAAGGGUUGAAGGGUUCAUAUCUACCUGGGGCAGAAAAAAAAACAGAAGAGCAGAAAAAAAACAAGACCCUGGGGAGGUUUCCAUCACCGUCACUAUAUAAGCAUCACAACUUACCUCAGUGUGUUACAUCAAGUAAGAAGAGACUCCUGAUUAGAUUGCAUGAACUAUGGCUCGUCAGACUGAAGUGGUGUUACUUCUUAUUCUCGCCACAGCAGCAACAGCUUGGGGUACUACAGUGAUGACUCUCUCGGAUGCUGAUUUUGAUAAGAUCGUACAGGAAGCCAAACACCGGGAAGUAAAUGACAGAUGUUCCAGAUGUUGUCCAUCUGGCUGGGUGCAACAUGACGGACGCUGCUUCAUCUAUCAGGCCACCAACUUGAUCUGGGCUUCUGCUGAGAAACACUGUCUGAGUCUCGGUGGACACUUGAUCUCAAUACACAGUGAAAAUGAUUACCGGCUGGCCAAGUCCAUUAUCCGUACAUAUGACCACGGGGAGAGUCCAACAUGGAUCGGCCUUUCUAGCUGUCAGCAGAAAAAUAAGUUUUUUUGGUCUGAUGGCACCAAAUUGACUUUCACCAAGUGGAACUCAAAAGAACCAAAUCAUCUACUUGGAGAGUGCUGUGUGCAAAUGAACUAUGGCAAAACGAAGGACUGGAAUGACAUUAACUGUAAAAAGAAAUGUCCCUUUGUGUGUGCCAGGAGGCUUAAAUGAAAUGCUCACAGCCUCACCUUACCUACUAUUACACUAAGUUUUUCUUGUCACUGAUGGAUUUACAAAAACAUCACUGUGCCAAUUUAGUAUAACUUGAGCAAUAAAAAAAAUCUUUAGA
Pangasianodon hypophthalmus (striped catfish) is the source of this 2100-nucleotide messenger RNA. Its product is annotated as type-2 ice-structuring protein. Bases 1437 to 1982 code for a protein of 181 amino acids. The transcript has 9 exons. Gene Ontology annotation, molecular function: signaling receptor activity. The record is from RefSeq and is a predicted model, not a curated record. Lineage: Eukaryota; Metazoa; Chordata; Actinopteri; Siluriformes; Pangasiidae.